Messenger RNA from Stomoxys calcitrans (stable fly), 1708 nucleotides. It is a transcript of the gene JTBR, whose product is annotated as protein JTB. The record is from RefSeq and is a predicted model, not a curated record. Bases 1100 to 1576 code for a protein of 158 amino acids. Gene Ontology annotation, cellular component: membrane; spindle; centrosome. Lineage: Eukaryota; Metazoa; Arthropoda; Insecta; Diptera; Muscidae. The transcript is spliced from 3 exons. Gene Ontology annotation, biological process: mitotic cytokinesis.
AAAUAAAUCCUGCAAGUAUGAUAAAACCCGCAAAAAAUACAGGAUUUAGCUUUUAAAUCUCGAAAAGACCAUAGAUCCGGAUUUAGUGGCCAAUGCAAACAUAAUUUAGUGAACUUCUUUAGUGAACCCCGUGAUGUGCGGUAAAAUCGUCCUAUAAAAGUCGACUGUCGAGACUUUUUGCACUUAUAAAGUCGACUUUUUAUAUAUAUUCAAUUAGCCUUUGUAAUACAACAUGAUUAAUAAAUAAAUACGAUUCGUGAGACUUAUUUAUUUCGACAUAACUUCUCCAUACAGAGUUUGAUGGAGUUAAUAUAAAACAAGAAUAAAGGAUAUUCCCAUCAUAUUCAGUGCCAGCCUAUCUUGUGAACUCACCUCCCCGCAGUGUCACCCGGGGCCGGGGUAGCUGUCUUUAACACCCGGUAAAUGUAGAAAGCUGAACCACAUGUUCUUUUUUUUUUUAAUCCACGUUUUGAUAGAUGGCAGCCAUUCAUCUUGCGUGGUGGACGCACGAAUCGGUUUAUUACCUUAUUGCGGCAAAGUGUUCUGACAUUGCACGGACGCUGGACGAUUGGAUUGGAUAGCGUAGUGUGUCCCAUAUACAAAAAAGGAGACAAGACAAUAAAUACCAACUUCUUCGCUUCGCAUGCUAACACACGUUCCUCAGAUACAAUACUAAACGAGGUUUCAGACAGGAAGAGAGCUAAUCUUUUGAUUUCCUUUAAUAUCCACCUGGAGAAGAUUAUACGAGAUGUGGUGAGAGGUAACAAAGGUUGGCAGACUACUCACAAGGGAACACAUCGUGCUUGCCUAUGCAGAAAACAAUAUUAUGACUUUAUUGGAAGCAAUAACUGCAGCCUUCGGAAAGAUCGCAGAAAAAGUCAAUUUUAAUAGAUCUGCGCUUGGAAUUUUAUUCAGAGUUUUAUCAUAGCCAACUAACUUGUACUGCUCAGCCAGGACACUAUUUAACUGAAAUUGGGCUUGGAUUUCAACUUGUAUGCCAGUUUUCGGACUAUGGAGUUGCAUUUAUGAUAAAAAGAUUCUACGAAGGCAUACUUUUUAAGGCAAAGUUAAAUGUUUGAAUAGUUCAAAGUAUUGUUUUAUGCACAGAGUUGAGAUGUUGGAAGUUUGCCAAAAAAAGCACAUGUUUCUCGGUUUGGGCCUCUUGGUCGCUGUAACAAUAUUUGUUCUCAUACUGGAGUCCCGUUUAGAUAUUAGCGGCCCAACACGAAAAGGAAAAGAUCAAUUUGUUAUAGAAAAUAAUUCUACUUGCUGGUUGCGCGAACCUGUUACCGUGGUUCAAGAAUGUCAUAAAUGUUCCGAAUUCGAUAUCGUAAGUCGAAGUCUAGGCGUCUGUGUCCACACCAAGUAUAAGGAGAUAUUGCGGUGUCAAAGUGGUGAAAUUGUAAUAAAGAGUUGCGAUAGAAUAGCUCUAAUAGACCAAAAGAACUUUAUACAUUUCGAAGUUUGGUGCUUUGUUUUUGGUCUUUUAAGCUACUUAGUGUCAUAUGCCAGGGACAGAAUAUUAUCAAGAAAGACACACCAGAGGUUGGAGCGACAAUUAAAUCGUGCGACAUGAGAACAAUCUUGUGAAACGGUUAUAUAUUUUAUUAAAAUAACCUUCAGUUAAUCAAUUUAUACAUUUAAUUGUGUUAUUAAGUAAUGCAGACAAAUUAUAAAUAAAAUGGAAUGUUUUUAUAACAAAAUACAA